AUGGGAACCAUUGGCGAGCCUUCGAGUCACGUGUACGGUGCCCUGGUGAACGGUGUGUUCCACGGCGCCAUCCAGUCGCGGUCGGGUCGCUACUACGUGGAGAGCGCGCGACGGUUCUUCUCGGGGCCAAAGCCUUUCCAUUCGGUUCUGUACGACGCCAGGGACGCCCGCUUUCCGGACACCGGCACGCCAGGCGGCUGGUGCGGAGUCCGUCACCGUCGAGACACAGUCCAGCGCUGGACGGCGAGUCCGAAACGGAAUCGGCAGGCGUCCUUCAGGGACCGCGGCGAAACCAAGUUGCCCGACUCCCGCUCUCACGAUGAGGAAGGGACGGGCAACGCGUCGGUGCGCAUAUUGCCCGUGUAUUCUCGGCGUGUGUGCAACUUGAAGGUGUCCGUGGAUCACCUGAUGUACGAGCACAUGUACAGAGGGGAGCAGAACCCGUCGCGUACGCGCGCCCGCAUCACGGCGCUGAUCGCGUCGCACGUGAACCGCGCCAGCGCCGUCUACCGGCGCACCAGCUUCGGCGGCAUCCAGGACAUCAGCUUCAUCGUCCAGAAGAUCAGAAUCAACGACAGCCGUAGCUGUGCCGAAGGCGUGAAGGAGGACAACCCGUUCUGCUCGGAUGGCAUAGACGCGGGCUACCUGCUUCACCUCACCUCGAAGGAGAACAAUGACGACUUCUGCUUGGCCUACACCUGGACUUUCCGAGACUUUGCCGACGGCAUCCUGGGCCUCGCUUGGAUUGCCAGAGCGCAACUGGGUCAGGGUGGCAUCUGCGAGAAAAACCGACCGUCCGUGGACCAAAAUCCCGGCACGACCGAGUUCCGCCAGUUCUACCUGAGCCUAAACUCGGGCAUCAUGACGUUCCUCAACUACAACAGCCCGGUGUCGCAGGCUGUCUCCGAAAUCACGUUCUGUCACGAGAUCGGACACAACUUUGGGUCACCACACGAUUCGCCACCCGGCGUCAGCUGCUACGGCGCGUGCGCCCCUUGCGGCGCUCGCGGCAACUACAUCAUGUUCCCGUCGGCGACCAAGGGCUCCGAGUUCAACAACGACAAGUUCUCGCCCUGCAGCAUACGCAACAUCACCAACGUCCUCAAGCCGAUGUUCGAAGGGCGAAGCAACCGCGAGAACUGCUUCCAGGUGGACGGUGGCCCGAUCUGUGGCAAUGACAUCGUGGAAGAGGACGAGGAGUGCGACUGCGGCUUCUUCGCCAACGACUGCCAGGAGAAAUGCUGCUACCCUCGCCACAACACGCUCGGUGCGCCGGGAUGCACGCUGCGCAAGGGCAAGGACUGCAGUCCGUCGGCCGGCCCGUGCUGCAGCACCGAAUGCCGGCUGCACGACUCCAGCGUGAUGUGCAGCACAGACAACCUGUGCCGGAACGUAUCGUAUUGCGACGGCGUCAACGCCACCUGCCCGCCGGGUCCUCCGAAGCCCGACAUGACGCCCUGCAACGAGGGCACUCAGGUGUGCCAAGCCGGCGAGUGCGCGUUGUCCAUUGCACUAAGUACGGGCUCAAGGACUGCACGCUCGCCGGGUCCGAGUACACGGUGGACGAGCUAUGCCUGCUCGCCUGCGAGGGACCGUCUGCAACGCAAGUUGUCUACGCUACGACUCGACAGUCACGGCAACUGGCCUCGAAUGACCCCUCCUGUUUACUUCUCAGUCCGCUUCCUCCGCAGCACGCUAGAGGCAGGGAGCUUCACUGUAAAAAAACGAAAAAUCAACAACCAAUCCGUUGUGUACGAGCCUGAUUUCAGUCCAGUGUUAGAGUUGUCCACCAAAAUCAUUUAUUCUGCAGGGGGCUGCCUCCCUGCGUGCGAUUUCCCUUCCAUGAAGGCUCACUGCGGCGUGACGAUGACUCCCGGCUCGCCGUGCAACGCACUGCGGGGCUAUUGCGACGUGUUCCGCAAGUGCCGUGACGUUGAUGCCGAGGGACCGCUGGCGCGCCUCCAGCGCAUCUUCUUCGGCGAAAAGUCCGUCAACAAGAUCAAGGAAUUCAUCUCGAUCCACCCUCUGCUUUCCGUAUUCCUGGCGCUGGGUUCGUUGUGGCUGAUGAUUGUCGUGUUCCGCUGCCUGGCCGUCCAUACGCCCACCAGCAACCCGAACAAGAAGCCGGCCCACAAGCUCAAGGACACGCUCAAGCAGCCCUGGAAGCUAUAG
Rhipicephalus sanguineus (brown dog tick) is the source of this 2172-nucleotide messenger RNA. Its product is annotated as disintegrin and metalloproteinase domain-containing protein 10. Gene Ontology annotation, cellular component: plasma membrane. Lineage: Eukaryota; Metazoa; Arthropoda; Arachnida; Ixodida; Ixodidae. Bases 1 to 2172 code for a protein of 723 amino acids. Gene Ontology annotation, biological process: membrane protein ectodomain proteolysis; Notch signaling pathway. The record is from RefSeq and is a predicted model, not a curated record. Gene Ontology annotation, molecular function: metalloendopeptidase activity. The transcript is spliced from 12 exons.